GCAGAAGUUUGGCUGGCGCCCCAGAGAGGAAACUUUUCUCCAGGAGGCGGGGGCGGCGGACAGGAGCAGACGCUGGGCUGGUUCGGGCCGGACUCUGGGAUCCGUGACCUAGCGCGGGGGCUUCUGCGCGGCUCCCCCGGGCCGGGCCGGGCGGCGGCGGCCGGGAUGUACCUGGCAGCGGUCUUGGCGGGGAGGAGGCGCCCGGGCGGCGGCGGCGGCUGGCACCUGGGGGCGGGGUGGCUGCUCCUUGUGCUGCUGGGCGAGUCCGGGACCCGGGCGCUCGUCUGUCUUCCCUGCGAUGAGUCCAAGUGCGAGGAGCCCAAGAGCUGCCCCGGCAGCAUCGUGCUGGGCAUCUGCGGCUGCUGUUUCAUGUGCGCCCGGCAGCGCAACGAGAGCUGCGGGGGCGUCUACGGGCUGCACGGAGCCUGCGACCGCGGGCUGCGCUGUGUCAUCCGCCCCCCGCUCAACGGGGACUCCAUCACCGAGUACGAAGUGGGCGUUUGCGAAGGAUCCUACAGUUGUCUUCAGAGACUGAUGUUAUUUGCACCUGCUCCAGUUACAGCUACUUCAGUUGAUGUUGUUUUCUCAAAAAAGGAAAUCAAUGUGAUCUGCACUUUUGGUGGAACAAA
Messenger RNA from Chelonoidis abingdonii (Abingdon island giant tortoise), 629 nucleotides. The record is from RefSeq and is a predicted model, not a curated record. Lineage: Eukaryota; Metazoa; Chordata; Testudines; Testudinidae.